Messenger RNA from Batrachochytrium dendrobatidis JAM81, 1521 nucleotides. Its product is annotated as mRNA splicing protein SAD1. The transcript has 11 exons. Gene Ontology annotation, molecular function: zinc ion binding; cysteine-type deubiquitinase activity. The record is from RefSeq and is a predicted model, not a curated record. Gene Ontology annotation, biological process: spliceosomal complex assembly; mRNA processing; protein deubiquitination. The coding region runs from base 1 to 1521 and encodes 506 amino acids. Lineage: Eukaryota; Fungi; Chytridiomycota; Chytridiomycetes; Rhizophydiales.
AUGACAAAGAGUUGCGAUUCUCUUGAAAACAAUGCAACUGAUGAAAACAAAGAUCACCUUGCACAACCCGACACUCAUCACCCGCACGCCAGACUGGUAAAGCGAACAGCAGACUCUAAAAACUUGUUUAAUGCCAAAGAAAAUUCCUUGGAUGAAGAAACUGAUGAGGUUUCCAACAAGCAUGGCAAGCGUAUUCGACAAGAUCUACGAGGGUUGUAUUUGGAUACCAUCAAUCGUGCUCGACUUGAUUUUGACUUUGAAAAGCUGUGUUCAGUGUCGCUCAGCAACUUGAAUGUAUAUGCAUGCCUUGUCUGUGGAAAAUACUUUCAAGGUAUAGGAGUAUCUUCAAAUGCAUACUAUCAUAGUAUGGGAGAAAACCACCACGUUUUUAUAAACAUGGACACCUUGAAUGUUUACGUACUUCCAGAGUUGUAUAAGGUUGACGAUCUGUCUCUAAACGACAUCAAGUACGUGAUUAAACCGACUUUUACUGAAAAAGAUGUAGAAAUGCUGAACAAGCUGUCCAUUCACUCAUACGAUUUAAAUAACAAGAUGUAUAUACCAGGAUUUGUUGGGCUCAAUAACAUUAAAGAGAAUGACUAUAUCAAUGUUAUUGUUCAAAGUUUUGCACACGUUGAGCUACUUCGCGACUAUUUUUUACUGGAUAAAUCAGACUCACAAUCAGAGUUGGUUAAGCGAUUUGGACUUUUACUUCGAAAAAUGUGGAAUUCACGAGCUUUCAAGGGCCAAGUGAGUCCACACGAACUCAUUCAGGAAAUUUCUAAUGUCAGUGACAAGAGAUUCAAGCUUGGAGAGCAAGCAGAUCCCGCCCAAUUUCUCUCGUGGCUGAUUAAUAAGCUUCACCUAGGAUUAUGUUCCAAAAAAAGCAACAAAUCAUCAAUCAUGCAGCAAGCAUUCCAAGGCGAGCUAUAUGUAGAGUCUCGUCCCUUUAUAACGGAUCAGGAAACAGGCGAAAGUAACAUCAACAAUUUGGGAGAUGCCACUGUAUCCACUUUGCCUUUUUGGUUUUUGACGCUCGAUCUUCCGCCACCUCCACUAUUUUCGGACGAAGCAGAAAAAAACAUUAUUCCACAAAUUCCAUUGACAACUUUGUUGGAAAAGUUUAAUGGAACAUCUGUUUGUGAAACGGGCUCUGCUGUCAUGACAUACAAGAUUCAAAAACUUCCUAGAUAUCUUAUUUUUUCCUUCAAGCGGUUUAGUAAAAACAACUGGAAUGCGUUUGAAAAAAAUCCUACUAUUGUAAACUUUCCUAUCAAGAACCUUGACAUGGCAGACUAUGUACAAGGAGGUGAAAGCGCUCGGUAUGAUCUGAUUGCAAAUAUUUGCCACGAGGGAAAGCCAGGUACUGGAAAUGGUGCAUACAAAGUACACUUGCUUUCAAAAGCCAAGAGUCAGUGGUUGCAGAUUCAAGAUCUUUUUGUCGAAGAAAUUAUGGCGCAAAUGAUUAUUCUCUCGGAAACAUAUAUUCAGAUAUGGGAACGAAAUAGUGUUUCAAAAUAA